Molecule: messenger RNA, 1402 nt
Organism: Paramacrobiotus metropolitanus
Lineage: Eukaryota; Metazoa; Tardigrada; Eutardigrada; Parachela; Macrobiotidae
Product: hydroxyacyl-coenzyme A dehydrogenase, mitochondrial-like
Exons: 9
Coding region: 236-1180 (314 amino acids)
Biological process (GO): fatty acid beta-oxidation
Cellular component (GO): mitochondrion
Molecular function (GO): (3S)-3-hydroxyacyl-CoA dehydrogenase (NAD+) activity; NAD+ binding
Source: RefSeq, a predicted model, not a curated record
GCUUCAACCCGCCUCGACCGCAGAAUUUUGUGAGCCGCAAAAACGGGAAAAUAUUUCUCGCUGACUCUCUCCCUGAAAUCAUACCAUCUCCCGUUUCCCCGUGUGAUCCGUUGGACUCCCUCCCAGCCAACCCCUUUACAUGCGCCGCUCUGGGAACAGCUGUUCAUCGCUUGACGUUUAAACCGUCGUUUUCUGCGUUUCCCCAACCAGGACCUGGUUAUCCGAUUUUUUUAUCAUGGCCACAUCCAUGUUUCUGCAGCCUGCGCGAUUCUUCUCCAAGAAGGCCGGAAUUAAUCACGUCCUGGUGAUCGGCGGCGGGUUGAUGGGCUCCGGAAUUGCUCAAGUUACGGCGGCGGCGGGAAUGAAAGUCACACUGGUGGAUCAAUCACAGGAUAUCCUGAAAAAAUCCCUUACGGGCAUCGAGCAGAGCCUGAACAAGAUCGCCAGCAAGAAAUUCGCUGAUGAUCCCCAGAAAGGCAAGGAAUUCGUCAAGAACACCGUGUGCCAGAUUGAGACGGUAACCGAUCCGGAGCAGAAUGCACGGCAUGCUGAUCUCAUUGUGGAGGCCAUUGUGGAGCGGAUGGAGCCGAAACAAGCGCUGUUUAGUAAACUGGAUAAAGUCGCUGCCAAUCAUACAAUUUUCGCCAGCAAUACUUCUUCGCUUUCCAUUUCUGAAAUUGCCUGCGCCACUAAGCGCAAGGAUCGCUUUGGAGGACUGCAUUUCUUUAGUCCGGUGCCGAUGAUGAAGCUUGUCGAGGUGGUUAGGAUCGCCGAAACCAGCGAUGACACAUUUAAUCAACUGGCGGAUUUUUCCAAACGCGUGGGAAAAGUGCCGGUUGCUUGUAAAGAUACACCAGGUUUUAUCGUCAACCGUCUCCUGGUGCCCUACAUGAUGGAAGCCGUUCGGAUGUUGGAGCGCGGCGAUGCCAAAGCGGAAGAUAUUGACACCGCCAUGAAACUGGGCGCCGGAUAUCCAAUGGGACCGUUGGAAUUGGCGGAUUUUGUGGGAUUGGACGUGUGUAAAAUGAUUAUCGAUGGUUGGCACAAGGGCGAUCCUAAUCAGCCAUUGUUCAGCCCGGUUAAGACGCUGGAUAAGUUGGUGACGGAAGGUAAACUGGGCCGGAAAAGUGGGCAAGGAUUUUUUGAUUAUAAAGCCGCACAACAAGCCAAAAAGAAAUAAGAUUUGUCGUCAAAAAAUGAUAUAUCAAAUGAAUGUUUUUCGACUCAGCAAUAGUGUUUUCUUGCUGCCGCAAUGCAGUAUUCAUUCAUAUUUAAUUUAGGAAUUUCGCGUUGCAGAAAACGUUUUUAUCAAUUGCUUUGUCUUGUUACUUCUUCCGCAGUGUGCGGGCUGCUGGCUCGGAUUUGUUUGUUGAUAAUGCUAAAUUAAAUCAUCGUCGAUGUA